UUGUCUUUGACAUUGACAUUUUUCAUUUGCAAAAGUUACCUAUAUUUUACAGCUGUAGAUUACUUUGUUUUGCAAUAACAAUGGAUAUUAUUGAUAAUGAUAUUAGGCAAUGGGACGCUAAUGACGUGAAGGAACAGUUUGGCGACAGUCUGACGCUUUUGCCUUCUAACGAUAACAUAAAAGAACUGCAAAGCAUUCUACGAGACAAAAACACAUCACGCAGCGACUUCAAGUUCUAUGCAGAUAGGUUAAUCCGUCUAGUCAUUGAGGAGAGUCUUAACAAACUGCCAUACACUGAGUGUCAGGUAGUGACUCCUACUGGAGCGUUGUACAAGGGACUUAAGUAUGGUGCUGGGAAUUGUGGAGUGUCCAUUGUUAGGUCCGGAGAGGCUAUGGAACAGGGCCUCCGAGAUUGCUGUCGGUCUAUACGCAUUGGUAAGAUCCUAGUUGAAAGUGACACGGACACCCAUGAGGCUCAUGUGGUGUAUGCAAAGUUUCCAGAGGACAUAUCCCGCAGGCAGGUCCUGCUCAUGUACCCUAUCAUGUCUACUGGCAACACUGUUAAACAGGCUGUAAACGUUUUAAAGCAGCAUGGAGUGAAAGAGGAGCGUAUAAUCCUAUCAAACUUGUUCUGCACGCCAGCAGCUGUACAAGCUGUAGUAGACUAUGUUCCCAAGAUGAAAAUCCUAACCUCAGAACUGCACCCAGUCGCACCAAACCACUUCGGACAAAAGUACUUCGGGACAGACUGAUACGAGGAUGAGUUUGAGGUCUAGAUGCAGACCUUGAACUGUUUUGCUUGACUGUUGGGCUAGGAAUUUGGCUAGGAAAAUGUUGCUUACUGUAAUUAAAAGGUAUAAAUAUGUAUGAACUGCUACAAGUGUAUUUUAACGGAAGGUACUGCAUAUAAAUUAAAACAAAAAGUAAAUAUUCGUUCUAAGCAUUCACUACUAUUGCCGGUUAAGCUACUAUUUGUGGAUUAUAGUAAAAAGUAUUCUAAGCUCUUAUUAUUUAGAAGUUAUAUAAAUUGUACCUAGGACAAUGAAUAUUUUUCUCUAAUAAAUUUAGUAUACAUAAAAAAAUAUAUUUAAACAUGUGAAUAGCCAAUCAAAUGAUGACGUUAUUUUAAUGUAACGUGUUGAAAAUUACAAGCGCAUUUGUUUAAUCGAGAAAUUACGUCAAUUUUAGUGUGCAUUUAAUUUAUGAGAAGCAAUCUUUUUUUUGUUUAGCGCAAUAGAAAAUAGUUCCUAUUUUAAGUUCAUUGCAAUUAGUAAAUUAUUGGCGUUAUAAUUAGUUUUUAAAAAAAUUGUCGUGAAAUGAUAUUUUUAGUUAAUUUUUUAGGAACCAAUGUUUGUUAUUCAGUAUUCAGAAUUAAAUAUAAAUUUAUUUUAUAUUGCAUUAAAUUAAACUAUCGAGCUUAAUAUUGUCAAACCAAAAUGAUCAUUCUCCAACGAGUAACGAAAUAACAUAAUAUAGUCUACUACCUUGCAACUAAGUGCAUAAUUGCAAAUGAAUCUGGAAUUAAUUUUAUUUAUAAAAUUUACGUAGGUGCUUAGCAGAUUGUAUACGGCACGAUAAGGGUUUAACCCGUGAGGUAGCUGAAUGUUUGCCGGCAAACAUUGACAGCUACGCGUGUGACGGAAAAAUAACCUUAUUAUGUAGUAUAUAUGUAGUAUAUAAGGUUAUAAUCCCGUGACACACGCAAAUGUCAUGUAGCUGUCUUGGCUCGCCGGCGAUUCACGAGAGACCAAGAGUUAAGGUUGCAGACGUCAAAACAACCUGCAAGCAAAUUGUAUAUAUCAAGCUAACUGAUUGGAUUUUUUUUUAAUUCCAUUCUAAAAAAUGCUUAAUUAAUUCUAAAAUUAAUAAUAUAAGGAUCGUUUUUUAUCUCUUAAACACUUGCAGGCAUAACGACUACAAACUCAUUGAAUAAAUAUUGAUAAAAAUAUAUAGUAAUUUUUGUGGACGCGACGUAUUGAAUAUUUUGAACAGUUGAAAAACAUUUAUUUUAUGCUAAUUAAAUAAAAGCUACUACACUAAAAUUAGACCUUGGCCGUACUUAAUAUGAGAAUUCUAAGAGUAGGUAUUUAUAAAGUAAACGUAAUAAUUUAUUGUAAACUACUUAUGAACCCAGUACUAUAAUACAAGCUUUAUUGUAAACGCUAUAAAUAUUGUAAAAAAAAAACAUUGUAAUUUGUAACCUAAUAAGGUUCGCGCACUUGCGCCGCAUGCGCAAACUUAUAUUCCGUAUGAAACACGCGCUACGAAUGAAGAGUAGGUACAUAUAUUAUAAGCUAUUGUUUUCAAACGAAAUUAUUUUUAUUGGAUUAAUCAUAAUUAAGCUUGUAAAUGCAUAUGUAGCGAAUUUAGAGAUAACUCUCAAAGCAGGUUUUCAUUUGUAAAUAUAAAAAAUUGGAAUAAAGCUUUGCCUAAUGAAACAA
Molecule: messenger RNA, 2441 nt
Organism: Manduca sexta (tobacco hornworm)
Lineage: Eukaryota; Metazoa; Arthropoda; Insecta; Lepidoptera; Sphingidae
Gene: kri
Product: uracil phosphoribosyltransferase homolog
Exons: 4
Coding region: 81-752 (223 amino acids)
Source: RefSeq, a predicted model, not a curated record